Sabethes cyaneus is the source of this 750-nucleotide messenger RNA. RefSeq lists its product as uncharacterized. Gene Ontology annotation, molecular function: sulfotransferase activity. The transcript has 2 exons. Lineage: Eukaryota; Metazoa; Arthropoda; Insecta; Diptera; Culicidae. The record is from RefSeq and is a predicted model, not a curated record. Bases 1 to 750 code for a protein of 249 amino acids. Gene Ontology annotation, cellular component: membrane.
AUGAUACAAAACAAAACAACAAUAAAAAAAAAACUAGUAGCUGCAGAACAGCUCAAGGAUAAUUUCGUUACGGUACAGUUGCACGGAGCAGGAGCCGAGCCGGGCCAAACUUUCAGCUGGUGCAAAACUUUCGACCGGAAUGCUUCCUUUGCCGGCUUAAACCGGCUUCGGUGGCUGCGCCCUUUUCGUGAAGCUUCCGAUCCGUCCACCAUCAGCACCAGCACUAAUAAUCCAACGACAAAGAACCGCAUCAUGCUGGUGGAGCAUCCGCUCCUGCGGUUGGCCCGUUUCUAUCGGGACGGUCUGCGGGACGCCGCACCCGACAGCCCUCUGUUCGUUCUGAGCCGAGAAAUCCGCUCCCGAUCGGGGGAUGCGAUCGACCUGCAGCGGGCGCCCACUUUCGAGCAGUUUCUCCGCUUCGCACUGUCGGACCGGAACCGGUGGAAUCCGUACGGCGCGUACUGGCAACCGUACAGCGUCGUCUGCGAACCCUGCCUGCUGCAGUACACGGCGGUGCUCAAACUGGAACCGGACUGGUUGGGGUUCGGCGCUGCUGAGCAGUCCGCCCGCGAGUGGCAACAGGAAGCGGCCCAACUGCGAGGGAUGUACCAAAUGGUUGGGGAAAAAUUGAUGGAACAAUUGAUGGACUACUACCGGGACGAUCUGACGGUUUUGGUCUACCAAGCGGACCGGUUCUACCAGGAGGUGUACCGAAAUUGGGAAAUCGAAAUAGUUCAGGUGAGACCUUAA